AUGUCAAAUACACUUGAUCCUCUCGUCGCAAAGGUGCUUGAUCACGCCGAUUCCGAUGAUGAAGAUGCUCUCAUCGCCUCCCUCGAAGAAGACCCCGCCGUCGACGCCUUCCGCGAACAACGCCUCCAACAACUCCACAGCGAAUUCACGCGAGCCAAAUCCCAAAAAACCCAAGGCUUCGGCUCCUACACCGAAAUCAAAGAAGAAAAAGCACUCAUGGACCUCACCGCCUCCGUCAAAUACGCCGUGGUCCAUUUUUCCAAAGAUGAUUUCGCCCGCUGUGGUGUCAUGGAUACUCAUCUUUCCACACUAGCACCCAAACAUCUCGACACCCGAUUCCUCAAGAUCGACGUCGAAAACGCACCCUUCCUCGUCACGAAAUUAAACGUGAAAAUCCUACCAUGUGUUCUAGUAUUCAUAGACGGCCGAUCCGUCGACCGAAUAGUUGGAUUCGAGGGCUUGGGAUACACGCCCGAUACCUUUACCACGAAAGAUUUGGAAGCAAGGCUCUUAGCCUCAGGCGUCAUAAAACGUCAAACCACGGCCGGAACACUGUAUCUCGACAAGAAAGCCAAGAAGCAGGAAGAGGAAGACGAUGAUGAUGACUGGGAUGAUUGA
This is a messenger RNA of Botrytis sinoallii, 618 nucleotides long. RefSeq lists its product as uncharacterized. Gene Ontology annotation, cellular component: cytoplasm. The coding region runs from base 1 to 618 and encodes 205 amino acids. Lineage: Eukaryota; Fungi; Ascomycota; Leotiomycetes; Helotiales; Sclerotiniaceae. The transcript is spliced from 3 exons. The record is from RefSeq and is a predicted model, not a curated record.